AUGCUGCAACUAGAGAAAACUCAGUUCGAGAAUUUGAUCGAGUCGAUAAAGUCAAAGGUGAAGGCACUGAAAAGGAAGAAAUCGAAGAAGGUGUACGUGAAGAUGGACAAGACUAACAGUGUUAGAGUUGAGAUCCGAAGUCGUCAUGCUCGUAAACUCAUCGAUAAAACUCUGAAAGCCGCUGAUAAACCUGGCAAGCGUCCUGUCUGA
This is a messenger RNA of Lactuca virosa, 210 nucleotides long. The record is from the annotation of a GenBank genome assembly. Lineage: Eukaryota; Viridiplantae; Streptophyta; Magnoliopsida; Asterales; Asteraceae.